AUUUGCCAGUAACGUGACGCAGUAACUUUUUAGCCGCUCAACACUAAGAGAAAAGGGGCGUCUUCAGUGGCGUUGCAUGACAAAACAGUAAAACUAACAGCAAUGGCAGCACAACAAGACUGGCUUAACGCGUUCAACACGGAGAUCUGCAAAGAUUUCGACGAAAAAUGGAUCCUAAGCGAGGUUGAGGACUUACCCAACGAUCAGGGGUGGCGACGGUUCACCGACAAAGCCAAGGUGAAGUUCAAAUGCAGUCAUUGUGACAACAAGUGGACAUCGCUAAAGGGGCAAGUCAUCUUCCUCUACCGCUUAAAACCAAAGAGGAAGAAAGGUGAAGUGAAAAUGUUCCUACCAGGGCAGAUGUGCCGCUAUUGUGAUGAAGAUUUCGAGUCUCCCAAGUGGUACAAUAAAGAGAUGCUGAAGGUGCUGGGAAAUCUCCAACAGAUGAUCGACUGGAAGCUCUACGGUGGAGAUCGUCCGGAGAGGCUGAACAAGGGCCAGAGAGGGGGCCGCAUGAGGAGCCGCCACGAGAGUGACAAGUGCCAAGCAUGUCGGAUGGGCAUUUGUGGAAAGUCGGACACUAAUUAGGGACUGAAUGCCUCUCCAUAAAGGAUGGCAGGCAGGCAGUAUAUCCAUGAGCCAUCACACUACAGUUUUUUUAGUAUAAGCCCCAUAAAGCAGCUUGUUUGCGGGUGAGUGGAUUUGAUGGUUCGUAGCAACUUCCUAUGCUCUGAGAACCGAUUCAGAAGUUGUUGUUGUUUUGGUGUACCUUUUAUUCUGAACACGCUAUACUUGAUCUGUAUCUGUAUGGCGGGUAUAACCGCCUUUCGGCGUAACACACCAGCUUCGCAGGCACGCGGCGCGGCGGCAGCGGGCUACAUUACACCGAACGACCUGUUACACCUAACCCUUGAACAUCGAUCUAACUCUAAACACUGUUUAAAGCUACCUAAUGAUAAUGCCCCUACUGUACAAUGUAUUUGAUAAUAGCUUGUGUGGUUCAUGGAGUGAUACAACGGCUCCCUAUAGCAGCUUUCGUCUGAACUGAUGCGCUUUUUUUAUGAGUUUAAACAUCUGAAAAAAGUAAUGGAUGGAUUUUCAUGCGUUUCUGCUUGUGUGUUGCGAUAGGAAACCUUUGUUUACUUUAGGGGAUCUGGAAAUGAGUUGAAUUUACAUGAGGAAUAUAGGAUUGGAUUUUUCUUUUACGGGAAAACUCACAUGUACCCAAUAAUUAUUGACUAACUGCUUGCCAGCAGUAUCUUGUUGAUACCAUAUGACUGUUCUGUGCUUGCUAAUUGAUAUAGAUUUUAUGAGUGCCUCACGGUUGGUGAUGGAUUUUAUCUACUGUAUUAGCAUACCUGUAGAACAGCAGCAUUAGAUGCUACAGAUGCCUGUAUUUUUUAUGCCUUAAGAAACACUAACAUUCUGGUUAUGGUUCACAUAUGGGGCGGUGUGUCAAAGGUAUUGACGUGUUUCUUUUGUACAAAGGAAACAAAUAAAAGUCAACAAUA
Molecule: messenger RNA, 1511 nt
Organism: Branchiostoma belcheri (Belcher's lancelet)
Lineage: Eukaryota; Metazoa; Chordata; Leptocardii; Amphioxiformes; Branchiostomatidae
Product: receptor-transporting protein 4-like
Exons: 3
Coding region: 103-588 (161 amino acids)
Biological process (GO): protein insertion into membrane; protein targeting to membrane
Molecular function (GO): olfactory receptor binding
Source: RefSeq, a predicted model, not a curated record